GUACAAAUUGAGAGGCCAUCGUGUUGUGAUGGGAAUUGUGAUUUGGGGAACAAAAGUAUCUGACAGUAACACAUUGCAGAGGUUGAUGUUGGUAUUGCAGAGCUGGGAUUAUGUAUACUUCGAGUGUUGGAGGAGAGGCUGACAAAGAUUUGAAAUCCGGAGUGUUGUCGUUGACUGGAACAGGCUUUCUUGGUGCUGUUUGCCGGAGCUUAGACUUGGGAGGUCAAACUGCGUUGGCCUUGCGGCUUCUCUUGGCGGUUUUCUCUUCUAAGUUAUCUUCUGUUGCUGACCGACCUUUUGGGGAUGAGUUUCGUGCUGCUCGGAAAGCUUCUGAGGAAGUUGGUGCACAGCUGGUUCUUGGAGACAGACCCAUCGAAAUCACACUCGAAAGGGCUUGGAACUCACUGAAAUGGGGAGAGAAGUAUAAUCUGGUGAUGGCUGUGACUCGGGCAAUCACAUCUUCAUCCAGUAUAUCCGCAGCUGAGCUUAAGGAACAAGAGACUGAUGAAAGCAAUGGAAGUUUGCAGCUAUACGAACGGCUAAGUUUCUCAUACCCAUCACUCUUACUGCCUCUAAUACACGAAAGAGACACCUAUCUAGCUUGGUCGUUGAAGAGGAGUAAAGCAGUGAACGGGUGUAAAACAGUGGUGGGAGUGAUCGGAAAAGGACACAUGAACGGUGUGAUCUAUGCAUUGGUGUCAGACUCCGGAGAUCUUCGGUUUAGAGACUUGGUGGGAAGAGGAGAUUCAUAUAAAGGUGGUACAACAUCAUCGGAAGGCUGGAUUCAAAAGGUUUUAAAAAGUCUCGCAAGAGACACCAUUAUAGGGUUAUUGUUAUGGGAGUUAUAUGAACUGUAUCUCAAGUUUGUGAUGAUGAACCAAAUCCCUCCAUGAUCUUGUUACAUAAACAACUUGUCAUUGCAAAUCCAAAAAUGAUAGUGUAAAAUGGGUAUAUAUAAUAUGAUUUUUUCCUUCUA
This is a messenger RNA of Camelina sativa (false flax), 976 nucleotides long. The record is from RefSeq and is a predicted model, not a curated record. Lineage: Eukaryota; Viridiplantae; Streptophyta; Magnoliopsida; Brassicales; Brassicaceae.